Molecule: messenger RNA, 1568 nt
Organism: Erpetoichthys calabaricus (reedfish)
Lineage: Eukaryota; Metazoa; Chordata; Cladistia; Polypteriformes; Polypteridae
Exons: 5
Coding region: 149-943 (264 amino acids)
Biological process (GO): cellular response to lipopolysaccharide; cell surface receptor signaling pathway; positive regulation of T cell proliferation
Cellular component (GO): external side of plasma membrane
Source: RefSeq, a predicted model, not a curated record
AAAAACGUCAAUCAUUUCAAAAUGAGUCACCGCAAGAAAGCGCGUCAGUUAAACAGGAUACAGGAGGGCACAAAAGACCCUUAGAAAGAAAGCGAAACAAACGAAAUUUCGCCCGCAGGAGCCUCGUCCCAUCUCAGCGGGUCAAGUCAUGUACAGCAUCAUCUGCAUCACUUCACUGCUCUUCUUGACAGGUGCAGAGGCCCUGAGUGUCAUCCAGCCACCAUUCGUCACUGCAGUCACUGGCAAAGACACCGUCCUGCCUUGUGUUUUUAACCCUGGAGAUGCGACAGUCAAACGCAGAAUCCCACAUUGGUACUUUGGGGAAAGAAUCAACCGGACGGAUGUUUACCCAGAAAACAACUAUUCUUCCAGUCAUCACAAAGGAAGGGUCACCAUGGAAGAGGAAGAUGGGAACAACAGCAUUUCUCUCAGGAUGUUGGACGUCCACCCUGGUGAUCACAAUACGUAUUACUGCAUGAUGUCCUGCAUCGCGAACGACUUUCCUCAACGCCCCACUGGAAAUGGCACCUUACUCUUUGUUCAUGGCCACCUGAACCUCUCUGCGCCCAUGUACAGCCUGUACGACCAGACCAUAAUCCUCUCCUGCAACGUCACGGUUGCAAAAUCUCAACAUGCUCAGCUCUUCUGGAUGCAAGGAACCACAGAGCUCUCGGAGGAAAUUUCGGUACAGAGCAUUACCCGGCUUGAGAACGGGAUGGAGGCCUUACAAAGUCAACUCACCACCGACUUUCCUAACAUGCCGGUCACCUACACCUGUGUGCUGACCUACAACUCUCAACACCGCAUCAUUAAUGAAUCCGUCACGCUCAAUCCAGCAGAGGCUCCUGUACUUUUGUACACAGCGGUCAUUUUGAAAUCUCUCCUUAUACUUCUCAUUGUCCUUUGUGCAAUUGUGAAAGAGCGAAGAAGUUCCAGCUUGUAAAUCUACGCCCCUCUCAUGAGUGACCCCAGGAGCUGCACAUGACCAAAUUACCUUGAGGACAAAGUCCACACACAGCCUUACCACACCACCAAUGAUUGCAUUGUCCAGGGUCUCGAAGAUGUGCCUGUUUGGAGUCGAAAAAACCUACAGUGUGCCCCCCCCCCCCCCACCAGUGGUGAGGACUUUGAACUGUACAGCAUACAGCACAUUCUAUGGCCAAAAGUUUGUGGACACCGGACCAUCACACCUAUAUGAGCUGGUUGGACAUCCCAUUUCAAAACCAAGGGCAUUAAUAUGGAGAUGCCCACCUCACACCGUAACAGCCUUCAAUCUUCUUUCCAUAAGAUUUUGGAAGUGCGUCCCUGGGAAUUUGUGUCCAGUCGGCCAAAACAGCAUUUGUGAAGUCAGGCCCUGAUGCUGGGUGAGAAGGCCUGCUCACAACUGGAGCUCCAGUUCAUCCCAAAAGUGUUCAGUAGAGUUGAGGUCAGGGCUUGUGUGCAGGCCACUUAUGUCUUGAUGGACCACAGGGCAGAUUACGAAACACGGAAUGAGAUGUUACUAUCCUUGUGCAAGCACAUACAAUAGGUUCAGUUACGCUUGUCGGUGAAUGGUGAAUGGUAGACCU